Messenger RNA from Podospora anserina S mat+, 1125 nucleotides. RefSeq lists its product as uncharacterized. The annotation marks the transcript as partial. The transcript has a single exon. Gene Ontology annotation, molecular function: metalloendopeptidase activity. Gene Ontology annotation, cellular component: mitochondrial inner membrane. Gene Ontology annotation, biological process: mitochondrial protein processing; protein quality control for misfolded or incompletely synthesized proteins. NCBI's taxonomy places the organism in Eukaryota, Fungi, Ascomycota, Sordariomycetes, Sordariales, Podosporaceae. The record is from RefSeq and is a predicted model, not a curated record.
AUGUUCCUCCUCCGCCGACCACCUCGGUUCAGACCAUCCCGCAUCUUCAGCCAUGUCCCCCACCAAAAGCCAACACCCAGAUCACCACCACCACCACCACCAUCACCACAAUCCCUCCGCUCCUAUCCCCAACCAAGUUGGCACUCCACCAAACCCCCUCCCCCAGAAGAAGAGGAAAUCCACCAGCGCAUCAUACCCCACAAGCGCAACCCCUACAACCCCUCCAACAACCGCAACCCCUACUCCUACCGAACCUACAACAACGACCACUACAUCCGCCUCCAAGCCGCCGAGCCCCUCCGCGGCCCAUCAAAGAUCACAACCACAGCCGUAAUAGCCAUCGCCACAACCGCCGGCCUCCUCUUUUACUUUGCGAACCUCGAAAAGGUGCCCGUGUCCAACCGCACCCGGUUCAACGUCUACGGACCAGACUCCUCCACCCUAAAGUCAGUAGCCGAGAUGAGCUACAAGAGGUUGUUGAUCGAACUGCAAGAUCAAGGAGCGAGGAUACUACCCGAGUGGGAUCCACGGACUGUGAGAGUGAGGAGGGUGAUGCAGAGACUCAUUCCCUUUAGCGGAAUGGGCGCGAAUCAAGACUGGGAAAUCUUCGUCAUCGAUGCCCCAAACCAAGCCAACGCUUUUGUCCUGCCCGGCGGAAAAGUCUUUGUGUUCAGCGGCAUCAUGAACCUCGCCCGAGGCGACAGCGCCCUCGCCACCGUUCUAGGCCAUGAGAUAGCCCACAAUGUCGCAGGGCAUUUUGGCGAGAGGCUGUCGCAGGACAUUGGGAAGAAUAUCCUUUUGUUCAGUCUCAUGCUGCUUGGGGGGGUGAUUGGGAUUGGGCCGUUGAUUGCGGGGUGGUUUGGGACGAGCGUGAUUGAUAUCACUUUUGGGAACCCGAUGAGCAGACUUCAGGAGACGGAGGCGGAUUAUAUUGGGUUGAUGAUGAUGAGUGAGGCGUGUUUUGACCCGAGGGAUGCGGUGGGGUUUUGGGGGCGGAUGGAGAUGGUGGGACAGAGGGAGGUUGCGAGGGGACGGGUGGAUAAUUUUUCUGCACGAAUAAUGUGCUUAACUUACACUUCCGAUUGUUCUUUGUUUGUAGAGAGUACAUGGAGUCGAUUAUUAGCG